AUGAGGUACAACAGACAGACAGGAGGGAGGGAGGUACAACAGAGAGACAGGAGGACGGGAGGUAAACAGACAGGAGGGAGGGAAGUACAACAGAGAGACAGAAGGGAGGGAGGUACAACCGACAGGAGGGAGGGAGGUACAACAGAGAGACAGAAGGGAGGGAGGUACAACCGACAGGAGGGAGGGAGGUACAACAGAGAGACAGAAGGGAGGGAGGUACAACAGAGAGACAGAAGGGAGGGAGGUACAACCGACAGGAGGGAGGGAGGUACAACAGAGAGACAGAAGGGAGGGAGGUACAACAGAGAGACAGAAGGGAGGGAGGUACAACCGACAGGAGGGAGGGAGGUACAACAGAGAGACAGAAGGGAGGGAGGUACAACCGACAGGAGGGAGGGAGGUACAACAGAGAGACAGAAGGGAGGAAGGUACAACAGAGAGACAGGAGGGCGGGAGGUACAACAGAGAGGCAGGAGGGAGGUACAACAGAGACAGAAGGGAGGGAGGUACAACAGAGAGACAGGAGGACGGGAGGUACAACAGAGAGGCAGGAGGGAGGUACAACAGAGAGACAGAAGGGAGGGAGGUACAACAGAGAGACAGAUGGGAGGGAGGUACAACAGAGAGACAGGAGGGAGGGAGGUACAACAGAGAGACAGGAGGGCGGGAGGUACAACAGAGAGGCCUGAGGGAGGUACAACAGAGACAGAAGGGAGGGAGGUACAACAGAGAGACAGGAGGACGGGAGGUAAACAGACAAGAGUGAGGGAAGUACAACAGAGAGACAGGGGAGCAGGAGGUACAACAGAGAGACAGGAGGGAGGGAGGUACAACAGAGAGACAGGAGAGAUGGAGGUACAACAGAGAGACAGGAGAGAUGGAGGUACAACAGAGAGACAGAAGGGAGGGAGGAACUGGAAGCGUGGAAAACGUCGGUCCAACAUAAAAAUGCUAGAAAAUAGAUGA
Physella acuta is the source of this 966-nucleotide messenger RNA. RefSeq names its product antho-RFamide neuropeptides type 1-like. Lineage: Eukaryota; Metazoa; Mollusca; Gastropoda; Physidae. The record is from RefSeq and is a predicted model, not a curated record.